AUGUCUGACCACACAGCCAGAAUGCCCAUCGACCUCUUGGAGUCGGACGCGAUUGGUUUUGGGGCGAAAGAGAAGUUAAUCCCCAAGCAGCUCUUCACCAGGGAUGAUCUCGAUCUCAACAUGAACGUGGAAGGAGGGGCCAAAGCAGCCGCUGAUGAUUUCCUCACCUGCCUUGACAACGGCAAGUUUGUUUCUCUUUGGACUUCCUCGGGCGGGGACAACUUGUGCGGCAUGUUUGAGAUUAGAAACAGCAUAAUGGCUAUGAAGAGACAGAAUCCCCGAAUGCCCCUGCCUGUGCCCACGGUCCCCGGGCUUAUGUGGGCGUUCAGGAACCAGGUCUAUGCUGAUCUCAAGAAGCGGAACGAGGAAAGUUACGUGGGAAGGGACGUCCCGUCAUUCGAAAUCAAUGUCAACAACUUCGCUGGCGAUGAGCUCAGGCUCAUCUUCAGAGCCUGGGCGAAGAAUCUCGGGCCCCUGAUUACGGACCACUGGGGAGGAGUAGACGUGGGCCUUAUGACCCAGACCCAUCAACACCCAGAGCGGAAGCGCCUAUUAUUCCCCGCCAUUGAGGUUCCGGAGGAGACCGAACCGGGCCUCCCCAUCCUGCGGCCUUAUAUUCUGAACACCGGCCACGGUCACUGGGAAGGGUUGGCCAAAUCCACGCCACACUUGGAGCAGCAAUCUUCGCGCCAGCCCAAUCCUGGCAUCCAGCCCCAGCCCCAGCACAAAUAUCCUCAGCAGGCGUCAACUGCUGCAGCAAACCACAUGGAUCCCUUUUCCUCCGUUUACAACGCCCCCUUGGUCGCCCUCCCCCAUAAAACUGGUGUUACCCUCGACGACACCCAUCAAGUUGUAGAUGAACGACUGUGUAACCAUGCAAGCGGAAGCCAACAACAAGGCAAUCAUAUGACAGCUCAGCAGAAUCAGAUUGCCGAUUUCCUCGUGCCUUCCUCCCUCUCUUUCUCCUUCAAGUUCCCCAUGUUCUCUAACCAGGGAUAG
Molecule: messenger RNA, 999 nt
Organism: Sordaria macrospora k-hell
Lineage: Eukaryota; Fungi; Ascomycota; Sordariomycetes; Sordariales; Sordariaceae
Source: RefSeq, a predicted model, not a curated record